AUGGACUCCCCAAUUCUUAUCAUCGGCAGCGGCACCUUCGGCGCCUCGACCGCCUACCACUUGGCCAAGAGAGGCUACUCCAACAUCACCUGCAUCGACAAGAACCCUUUCCCGUCCGUUGACAGCGCCGCCUAUGACCUGAACAAGAUCAUCCGCACCGAGUAUGACGAGCCGCUGUACUCGGACAUGGCCAUCGAGGCCAUCCAGGCAUGGAGGCAGCCGUUGUUCGAUGACAUCUUCCACGAGACGGGCUGGCUUGUCACCACAAGCGGAGACCCCGAGGCCGCCAAACGCCUCCGCCAAGCCUAUCAGAAUCUCGUCGACAGAGGCCAGGCAGAGGGCGUCGAGUUCGUCGAGACUAAGAAGGACAUCGUGAAGCAUGUCCCGCAGCUUGCAGCCGCCAAGGGCAUCGACGAGUGGAAGGGCUUCUGGAAUCCGCAGGCAGGAUGGGCCCAUGCCAGAAAAGCACUGGAGAAAAUUGGUGCUGAGGCCAUGAAGAUGGGUGUGAAAUUCAUCGGCGGCCCUGACGGACAAAUGGUCGGCAUUGAAGAGGAGAACGGAAAGGUUAAGGGCAUCAAAGUCGCAUCCGGCAAGAUUCACACUGCGUCCAAGUACAUCCUCUGUACCGGAGCCGCAUCCCCCGCUGUGCUUCCUGAAUUAGCACCGCAUCUCUGGUCCAAGUGCUGGACCCUCGGCCACGUCGAGGUUACCGAUGAAGAGCUCGCCCAGUUCAAGAACUGCCCGGUAGUCGACAACCGAGAACUUGGCUUCUUCUUCGAACCCGACCCAGAAUCCCGGUGGAUCAAGAUCUGCAACGAAUUCCAAGGAUAUCAGUAUCGUGUGGGUGAGUACAAAGAUGGUGAUAAAACACUUCAGUAUUCUGUGCCAUACUACGCGAGCGAGCAUCCCGGCGAGGGCAUCCCGAAGGAAGCCAUGGAUGGUAUCAAUAAGUUGAUAGAUGCCGUGAUUCCUCAAUUUUCUGGCCGGAAGAUUCAUGGAGCUUCCAUUUGCUGGUGCACCGACACGGCCGACCGCCACUUCCUUUUUGACUACCACCCGAAAUACCCGGCCAAGGAAUUCUUGCUUGCCACAGGAGACUCGGGUCAUGCAUUCAAGUUCCUUCCAAUCAUUGGAAGCUAUAUUGCCGAUGCGGUAGAAGGGAAAGAGAGAGGCCUCAAGCCGGAAUGGAGAUGGCACAACAGACCAUGGGGUCAUGAUGAUUCUCGCCCUGGUGAGCGUGUCAAGGAUCUGAGAGAAGUGGGUAUGGGGAAGCCAGCCACAACCAAGCUUUGA
Molecule: messenger RNA, 1293 nt
Organism: Lasiodiplodia theobromae
Lineage: Eukaryota; Fungi; Ascomycota; Dothideomycetes; Botryosphaeriales; Botryosphaeriaceae
Product: FAD dependent oxidoreductase
Exons: 6
Coding region: 1-1293 (430 amino acids)
Molecular function (GO): saccharopine oxidase activity; flavin adenine dinucleotide binding; sarcosine oxidase activity
Source: RefSeq, a predicted model, not a curated record